AAGCUGCACCGAAUAUUCGCGUCUCACAUCAAGACAUCCCAACUUCAAUCUUCUCGUCCUCCGCAUCAGCGCCUGGCAUUUUCCCACGGUCCAUCGCGCCAGAUCGGUGCCUGAUAGCUGGCAAGCCAUGCAUCCAGUCGUCAACCUCCCGACCCCGGCUGCCGGCGAUGUCUUCACCCACAACGGGAACCUGAACGUCACCAACGCCGCAGCGAACAUCUUCGUUGUGUACGACUGCGAUGCGAGGGACGCCGAACAACCUUCCUCGAGUCUCACCGUAGACUUUGUCAUGGGAAACGUCUAUCUCAUCGACGCCUCGCUAUUCGGCCACUGGGGAAGCAACCGUGUCUUUGGGAAUCUCGUCAAAGGCCUCGGACUCCAACUCGAAGGGCGUCUUGAAGGCGAUCGCUCUGUCGACACGGUCUACGAUGACGUCGUAUGCGUUGUUAAUGGACAACUCCCUACGUCCUGCGCGAUCGGCACCAUUGCUGGCAAUUUGGUCACCGUUUCUGACCUUACCAGUUCUAGUGGGAACGAGGCAAGCCAGGUUCACAGCGUCACAACCAACUACAUUUACGGAUGCCACCUCCUCGAAUCCCAUCUGUCAUACGGCGGUGGCCUUCAAAGGGCUUACUCUGCCUGGGCUUCGAUGACAUUCCUUCCUGUCCGGCCAUUCAGCUUGCCUGCGAAUGGCAUUCCAUUCCCCGCCCAGAACAGUACUUCCUACACCAGCCAUACUCUCAAGGCUAGCUUAGUGGAUCACCAUGAUACUCUUGGACUUCGAAGUGCCGAACAGGAGGUCAAGCAAUUGAGACGAGUCGUGGACGACUUGUUCUUGCGGAUUACCUCAGGCCAAGCGACCGCCACGGCAGACCAAGGAAGUCUACAAGCAGGAAGCUCGUACACACAGCAGAUAUCCAGAGGCCGGACAACUCAGCGCGAUGUCGUCUCUGGCUCAGGCUACCAACGCACCAUAAUGUGUGCAAAUUGUUGCAGAGGAGGCCAUGAGGUCAAGGACUGCAUUGGUCCGGUGGAUGUCGACGGCUUCAUUUCCGCCUGCCCCAUAUGCAACGUACGCGAUCAUCCAUUUUCCAGUUGCCACAAACUGAAGGAGACCAAGAAGAAGACCAAGAAAACCCUGGAAUUCUUGUAUCUCGUCCAGCGUCGACAGAACAAGCCUCCCAUUCGAUCGACUACUUGCUGGAUAUCCGUCUGGGCCGCAAGCGACUGCCCUCGAAUGCAGCUGCCUCAUACGAAGGAUUUCGCCCAGAAGAUCGGCCAAGGACUGAUCCUACAGUACCCUGACUGGCGAACUUAUGACUACUCCGCACCCUUGCCACAGCGCGACGCAACCAAUGCCGCCUUACUUCGGGACCCAAGUACCGAGUAUGAAUCCGGAAGACCAUGUAGUCUAUUCCCAGGAACCCAAGGCAUGUCCAUAGGCGAAGGAUACAACGUGGUCAGAGCCAAGAUGCACAGGCUGGGUAUCAAUCUUUUACCGAAUGCCCCGAACCCGGCAACGUUGCAGACCAAGAAGAUGAAGAAGCAGGCCAAGCGGAAUCAGACCGAAACGGCCUUGAGUCAAGGAGACGGCAGUCGCUUUGCAACAGGGGCAAACUGCACCAUUGUUCAGAGGCCUCUUCCAGUCUUGCCACCAAAACCGGUCUUCACCCGCGCCCUGACCAUCAAUAUCAAGCAAGAAGAGGUCGAUUGAUGUUCAGAUCGUUGAGUCUUGUGGUCGAUCACCUUGAUUCAGGAUCCCCUCAUUGUGUCACAAUCAAGCUCAUGGAGAGAUGUCACUCCGUGUGGUAACGGGGAGGUGGUCCAUCGCACCUGUAUUGGAGUUGGGGUAUACUGCCUUAACCACGAGUAGCCUGAUACGCGCGUGGCUACAUCUGAGCAUGGCUUAGAUAGAGAAUAUCAAAUAUGUGCGCUAUUCGA
Colletotrichum phormii is the source of this 1941-nucleotide messenger RNA. RefSeq lists its product as uncharacterized. Lineage: Eukaryota; Fungi; Ascomycota; Sordariomycetes; Glomerellales; Glomerellaceae. Bases 128 to 1714 code for a protein of 528 amino acids. Gene Ontology annotation, molecular function: nucleic acid binding; zinc ion binding. The record is from RefSeq and is a predicted model, not a curated record. The transcript is spliced from 2 exons.